CAUAUAUACGGUUAUUAUAUUUUAUUAAUAUAUAUAUAUAUAACAAUAAUAAAAGUGUACACGGUAUUAUCGUUAGUUGGUAAAAAUAUUUUUUGUGAAUUUCGUUAUUAUUUUUCAACUAUUUUCACCCGACCAUUGGCCCCGGAUUACGUCUGGACGCCUGACGUUUAGCGUGUCGACCGAUGCCGUGUACCUUUCGCGCCUCACCAACACCGGACUUUACCAUCAGCAUUCGUUGUCGUCGUCGUCGUUGUUAUUGUUGUCAAAAACUUUGUGGUCAUUUGUCAUUGCUGUAGUGCUCAGUGAAGGAAGUUGGCACUCGCUGCAGACUCCUUUCAAUUGUGACCACUGAAUUGGGUGCGGAAUGUGGUAGCCAACAAUAUAAUUAAACUGUUAAAGCGAUGCAGAAUGUAUUUUCCCGGGACAUGUUUUCAAUGGGCACAUUUGAUGGGGGAGUCAAGUGUAAUGGCCAUGUCCAAUUGUCUGGACGCACAUCAAAAAAAGACCGCAAGGGGUGUAAGAAAGAAAAAAUUGAAACUGUACUAAAAAACCGGUUCAUUACUCCAGCAAAAGUUAAGCAGCCUGUGAUUAAAUUGCCUAAAAUUAAUGUUAAAACUAAAAAUCAAGUCAUUAAGCCAGUUGAAUCAGUAAAGAAUAACACCACUGUUGAUCCUGUGGUGAAUAGACCAAAUCUCAAAGAUGAUGUUCUUAAGUUUAAAGAACUACUGUACAAUACUACAUCUCCAACACCUCCUCCUGUUGAUGUCCCCGAAAAAAUUGAUGAUCGUUUGUCCACCGUAAUUGAACCGUCUCCAAAAAAGUCAAAAGCCAAAAAACGAAAUAAAAAUAAGGCUGAUAAAAGUGUGUCUGUUGCAAAUAAAAAACCUGAUAAAAUAGAUCCUUUGAAUGAAAAUGAAAAAAACCAGUUGAGCUGUAGCAUAAUUACUAUUCCUCCUAAAAGAAAUCAUGCUAAGUUAAGUAAUUGGCAAAAAGAUUGUGGAACCAGACAUGAAACAUUGCAGAGGAUACUAAAAGAAUAUAAAAAGGAAGCUAAAUUGAGGGAAAACCUAUAUCCUUUAGAUUUAGUAUCAUCUGAUGCAUCUUCUGACACUGAUGAUCCAUUGAGUUUAGAGUUAGAGGAUGCACCGUAUCAAAGAUUUUGGUUACCUUCUGAUCUAAAUGAACCUUUAGAUCGAGAUGCUAAAGUGAAAAACUUGCGAUCAGUUCUUCGGCGAAGGUUUCAUCAAAUAUCUAAUCUUCCUGAUAACUCACCAUCUCCUGAUUUAGUAUUAGCAAUGACGAACGCUAUACGACAUGAUCCUAUUUGUAUCAACCAAUUAGUAUGCCAAGAGUCUGAUUUAAAACCUAAAUUUAAAAGUAUUGGUGGUGUGUCUAUGGUACAACAAAAAUGUUGUUUGGAAAGAUGCCACUAUCCUKCUAUACCGUGCACUCGUCAUUGUUUUAGACAUAUUUUACAAAAUGUUGAUCAACUCCUUUUUGAACACUGUUCUGCACGAACUGAUCAAGGACAGUGUACCAAUGCGGUGUUUAAUAUUCGUGAUGUACAGUCUUUGUGCUUUGACCAUUUGUACUCUAAAGACACAAUAAUUCCGACAAUAACUCCGACUGAAGAAGUACCUGCUGUCAAGUCUAAACCACGUAAAAGGCCAAAAAAUGCUCCAUUUAGUAAGCUGUCUAAGCGUAGUAAAAAGAAAAAGCAAUUGCCUAAAUUCCCACUUGAGCCUCCAUCAUAUACGGAGACAAUCGAACCUAAUACUAUUGAGCCAAUUACAUGUGCUAAUGAUCUGCCUCAAAAUAUAAAUUGUGAUGUUACAUCACUUUACUCAUCUGUUGCCAAUCCUGAUAUUUAUUUACAUCCUGUUGGUAGUAAUAUUAUUACACACGAAGUAGAAGUUGGUGACGAAGUACUUGCUGGCUUAGAUGCAGCAGAUUUAGCAAGUCAUGCAUCACGGUUAUUGGAUGAUCAUGAUGAUAUUACAAGCGUGUUCAGUCAAAUUCCUGUAGAUGCAUUCAAUGAUCUCUUUACUGUUGAUAAAAAUGGACAGUAUGUACCUUCUCGAGAAGAAACUGAAGAAUUAGAAAGAGCAUUGGAAGCUGUUGACAUGGAUGUCAGAUCACUUGAAAGAUUGUCACAGUCACACAUGGCCAAUAUUUUGGAUCCUGCUUCACUACUAGCAGACUUACCGAUACCUCCUUUUUCCAGCUCAUAGCAAAUUCAAGAUAAGAAACUUAAACAGGUGCACAGAUUAGUGAGAAGAGAAUUAAAAGUAAUUAGUUAAUAAUGACAAAAAAAAAAAUAAUAAUAAUAAUAAAUAGUUAUUCACUUAUGAUUAGUUGGUGUUAUUAUAUAAUUAUUUAUAAUGUAUUUUAACAACCAACUGGUAAGUUUGAGCAAUACUCAGUUGUUUUUGAGUACGAGGCUGCUUAAAAGCUUAGUAGAGCAUAGUUGUGGUGUUAUAGAUAACUUUUAAAAAAAUUAAAAAAACAAUGGUAUAUAAUAAAUUAUUAAUUAGGAAUUUUAAUAAUGUGUAUUCUCUACAAUGUGUAUACUUAAAACAUUGUAAUCCCAAAAUAUUAUACAAUCUUUUUUUUUACACUAUAAUUUCUCAAGACUAAACAUACUGUGAACCUCAAUUUUGGUAAACUACUCAUAAUUUUGUUGAAUUAAUAUUAGAUUAUGUAAUUUCUUAAAUUUAAUGAUAAAACAAGGAACACAAAUGUUUUGUUUAUUACAGUUGCACAUUCCAUUUGCAACGGUAAUUAUAUAUAUUUUUUUUUUAUCAAUACUUAACAUCACGGUAGAUUAUAAUCUACCGUGCUUAACAUCAUUUAUUACUAUUAUUUAUUUUUUAUAUUGUUCAAGCUCUUCCACAAUUAUGUAAAUAUAUUAGAAYGUGGCAAC
Molecule: messenger RNA, 2923 nt
Organism: Diuraphis noxia (Russian wheat aphid)
Lineage: Eukaryota; Metazoa; Arthropoda; Insecta; Hemiptera; Aphididae
Cellular component (GO): nucleus
Source: RefSeq, a predicted model, not a curated record